AUGAAUCUGGUGAAAGCCCUUUUAAACAAGUUGUACCGAAAAACAUACAAGAAGAAAAGAGAUUUUCCAUUCAAAAUUCAUACAGAUCGUCAAAUGCGGUCAUACCGUAUACCAUUAUUUGUUAUAUUAAUCAACGCGAUCGUUUUUGCCCAGGAACAUGAGAUUCCGCAAUUCAAAAGAGGACCCAUUACCAUUGUUGACGAAACGGCAUUGUCUAAUCCAAACUCUUUCGACUAUGAUUUUUCGGAGGAUUUGAAUAAACCUGCCGAUGAACAAGAUUUAUACGAUCAAUUCAUUGAUCAGCUUCCGAUGUUCCAUCUUUUCAAAUUAGGAAGAGAUAAUGGUGUCACGGAGGUACCAAUUGUAACAAGAAAAUGGGAUACCUGGUUUACUCCAACAACCAUCAGUCAUAAGGAACAAAAAUUUACAUUCUACAUGACGACUCCAAAACCGAAGCCUCGUCCGAGCAUCAACAGAGGACCUGUCUGGAGAAUGGGAACAGUUUCAUUUUCAAGAACUACUACUAGAAGACCAACAACUCCCCUAAAAUGGACAAGACGACAAUUCAAAGUUCAAACUGCGCCUAGAAUACCACCAACGACAACAACAACCACUACCACCCAGAAGCCCAGUACAAUAAAAUCGGCGUCGAGAUGGAUUGCAGGACCACGUCAUCCACCGAAAUUCAAUGAAAAUCAAAACUGGCGACACCCGAUCAAACAUCUUCAAGAGCGUCUUCAGCACCCAAUCCCAACUGACCCAAUUUCAAAGAAACUUCCGAAACCAAUUGUUAUUCAGAAUCCUCAUGGAUCCCAAUACAGAGGACCAACAUAUAAUUGCCGAGUUCUCAACCCUUUCACUGAUGGACAACCCUCCUCUGAACAUGACAACAGGUGCAAAAUGCUUUAUCCAGGAUUAUCUCUUGAUGGAUCGUGUCGAUGCUUCUACAAGGUUGCCGGACGUGAUGAACAUGGUUGUGCUACAGGAUUUGUAUAUGCAUGCCGUUCCAUUGGCUUGCGAAGCGUCAAUGUAUAA
This is a messenger RNA of Caenorhabditis bovis, 1035 nucleotides long. The record is from the annotation of a GenBank genome assembly. Lineage: Eukaryota; Metazoa; Nematoda; Chromadorea; Rhabditida; Rhabditidae.